GUAUGCAUUUCAAGUCUUGUUGUGGAGAAAGACUAUGUAUCCGAGAACCCUUGUGAUCGCUACAGCAUAAAUCUACGGCUCCAUUGACACGACAGAAGAACGAAAGACCCGCCAUUCGUCUUCAGCUCGUACCACCGGCUACCUUUUCUCCCAUCGGGACGGACUGAAAUUCUGCCAUCUUCAGCGGAGACAUCGUGCGGAAUGUCGGUGGUGGCUAGGUCGACCUCAAGCCUGGCUUACCCGGAGAGAUUCUACGCAGCCGCUUCCUACGUUGGUUUCGGCGGAUCUCUGAACUCUUCUACAGCCGCUUUGUCUAAAUUCCAGAACGACGUUGCUCUUCUCCUCUAUGGUCUAUACCAACAGGCGACAGUAGGGCCUUGCAAUGUUCCGAAACCGAGAGCUUGGAAUCCGGUGGAGCACAGCAAGUGGACUAGUUGGAAUGGACUAGGAAACAUGGCUUCAACAGAGGCAAUGCGUCUGUUUGUGAAAAUUUUGGAGGAGGAAGAUCCUGCUUGGUAUUCGAGGGUCCCAGAACCUACUGUAGAACAUAAGUUUGAAAUGCCCAAACCAAAAGUGGAAUCAUCUGGUGAGACAGCUAGUCCUGAUGAGAUAUCCUUUUCAGAACCUAAACAUAUUUCAAGAGAAAAUGGUGGUCUUAUUGAGACCCAGGACAAAGAUAUUAUAAUGGAAGGUCUUGGUGCUAUUGGUGUUUAUGAUCAAUGGGUCGCACCGCCAAUUUCUGGACAACAACCAAAGCCUCGAUAUCAGCAUGGAGCCGCUGUUGUGAAGGAUAAGAUGUAUAUUUUUGGUGGAAAUCACAAUGGCCGAUACCUCAAUGAUCUUCAGGUCCUUGAUUUGAAAAGUUUGAUGUGGUCAAAGAUAGAUGCUAAAGUGACAAAAGGGCCGUCAGAAUCAUCAACACCAGCACAUGUUGCUCCUCUCGCUGGGCAUUCCCUGAUUUCUUGGGAUGAGAAGAUUCUAUCCAUUGCGGGUCAUACAAAAGAUCCUUCUGAGACUGUCACAGUUAAGCAAUUUGAUCCACAAACUUUGACCUGGUCCAAUUUAAGGACUUACGGGAAGCCACCGAUUUCUCGUGGAGGUCAAUCAGUGACCCUCGUUGGAACAACUUUAGUUAUGUUUGGCGGGGAAGAUGCAAAAAGAUCUCUAUUGAAUGAUCUGCACAUUCUUGACUUGGAAACCAUGACUUGGGAUGAUAUAGAUGCUAUAGGCACACCACCUUCUCCAAGGUCAGACCAUGCUGCUGCUUGCCAUGCAGAGCGGUACCUUCUUAUAUUUGGUGGGGGUUCUCAUGCUACGUGCUUUAACGAUCUUCAUGUCCUUGACCUGCAAAACAUGGAAUGGUCAAGGCCGAAACAGCAGGGUGUGACUCCUGGUCCGAGAGCUGGUCAUGCUGGAAUAAAAGUGGGGGAAAAUUGGUUUGUUGUCGGGGGUGGUGAUAAUAAAAAUGGAGUUUCUGAAACUUUGGUACUUCACAUGUCAGCAUUAGUUUGGUCGGUUGUUACCUCUGUAAAAGGACGAGUACCCCUUGCCAGUGAGGGUCUAAGUGUGGUUUUGAGCACAUGCAAUGGGGAAGAUUAUCUUGUUUCAUUUGGAGGGUAUAAUGGGCGUUACAGCAAUGAGGUUUACGUUCUUAAACCAAGCUACAAGUCAGAUUUGCAGUCCAAGAUAUUUGACAAGCCAACAUCAGACAGUAUGGCUGUGGUUAUCGCAUCCACAAAUGUUGGCAGGGAUGUAGCACCCGAGUCAGAAGCAACCCAAGAUGGAAAGAUAACAGAGAUUAUGAUGGAUAAUGUUGAUUCAGGACCUUUGCAUAUGAGGACUGAGGAGUCUGGCGAACACAUCAUCACUGCACUCAAGGCGGAGAAAGAAGAAUUGGAGGUUACUCUCAACAGGGAACAGCUGCAGAACCUCCAACUUAAGCAAGAGUUAGCUGAAGCAGAGACUAAGAAUGUGGAGAUUUCAAAGGAGCUCCAAUCUCUCCGUGGUCAACUUGCUGCUGAACAGUCGAGAUGUUUCAAACUUGAGGUUGAUCUAGCAGAGCUUCGUCAGAAGUUGCAGAACAUGGAGACUUUGCAGAAGGAAGUGGAGCUACUUCAAAGACAGAAAGCCGCCUCCGAGCAAGCAGCUUUGAGUGCGAGGCAGAGGCAAAACUCCGGCGGGGUUUGGGGCUGGCUCGCAGGCAACCCUGCAGAAAAGCCUUCUGAUUACUCCUAAUCCAUUUUGUCCAUAUCCCUUCCCCCUUCACAGUAAUUCAUACAGGUUUAAACCACAAUAUUCACAUUUCCUCAUAUUAUUAGAAGACAUGCAAUAAAUUGUUGGAAUUUAUGAGCAUCUAUUGUUUUUACAUUUUUUUCUCAUUGGUAUAGGAGAUGUAUCAGGAUUUCUUUCUUUCUUUCUUUUCUUUUGCAUAAAUUGCUUUUUGGUUCUUUCUUUUUUGUACUAAUUUCUUGCUUCUUUUAAAAUUAUUAUAGGGGAGCAACAUUAUGUCUGAGGUAUAAUAUUUAUGGAUAUUUUUCUUCCUA
Molecule: messenger RNA, 2543 nt
Organism: Phalaenopsis equestris
Lineage: Eukaryota; Viridiplantae; Streptophyta; Magnoliopsida; Asparagales; Orchidaceae
Product: acyl-CoA-binding domain-containing protein 4
Exons: 18
Coding region: 202-2235 (677 amino acids)
Biological process (GO): lipid transport
Cellular component (GO): cytosol
Molecular function (GO): protein binding; fatty-acyl-CoA binding
Source: RefSeq, a predicted model, not a curated record